AUGCGGCGCAGCUUGUUUUCUACCCUGCGGCCGCUUCACUACGACAAUCCACUGGGCCUGCCCCGUUCUGGAACGCCACCAUCAUUCCCUCGUCGACGAGGUCUUCCAGAGAAAAGGAAAAUUCAAGAUGUCAAUAAAGUGGUUGCUGUCUCUUCGGCCAAGGGCGGGGUUGGGAAAUCUACAAUUGCUGUGAAUCUUGCUCUUGCAAUGGCCCGUCGAGGUAUUCGAGCCGGCAUUCUCGACACAGACAUUUUUGGCCCCUCCAUACCAACUCUCCUAAACCUCUCUGGAGAACCUCGCCUUGACCAAAAUAACUGCCUCAUACCUUUGACAAACUACGGCCUUAAAUCCAUGUCCAUGGGAUACCUCCUCCCAGCUCCACCUGCCGAUUCCAAACACCUUACCGAUGAUCCAACCUCACCUAUAAUGGAUACAACACCCAUAUCCUGGCGUGGCUUAAUGGUUACGAAAGCAAUGCACCAACUAUUACACUCGGUAUCAUGGGGGCCCCUCGAUAUUCUUAUCCUAGACUUACCUCCAGGAACGGGUGACGUACAACUCACAAUUGGCCAGGAAAUAAUUCUUGACGGAGCGGUGAUUGUGUCAACGCCCCAAGAUAUCGCUCUGCGUGACGCAGUCCGAGGUUUUGGUUUGUUCGAAAAAUUAAAUGUCCCAGUGCUCGGCAUGGUGAGAAAUAUGGCGUAUUUUGCCUGUCCACAUUGUGGCAAGGAAACGAAGAUAUUUUCUGGGAGAGGCUCUCAGCCAUCUGAAAUUGAGUUGGAGGCUGGACAUCCUGAGUCACAUAACGGUGGGGGCGUUUUAACAGCGUGUAAACGACUGGGUAUAGAUUUCCUGGGCGACAUCCCUCUUGAUGCGCGCGUGUGUGAAGAUGCGGACAGGGGGGUUCCAACCGUUGUGGCUGAGGAAAGCGAUGAGCGCAGUACUAGGAGAAAUGCUUUUAUGAAAGUUGCGGAGCAAGUUGUGCGCAAAGUCGGAUUAGAAUGA
Molecule: messenger RNA, 1005 nt
Organism: Paracoccidioides lutzii Pb01
Product: nucleotide-binding protein
Exons: 4
Coding region: 1-1005 (334 amino acids)
Biological process (GO): mitochondrial respiratory chain complex I assembly; iron-sulfur cluster assembly
Cellular component (GO): mitochondrion
Molecular function (GO): ATP binding; ATP-dependent FeS chaperone activity; 4 iron, 4 sulfur cluster binding
Source: RefSeq, a predicted model, not a curated record